AUGUCUACCGAAUCUCCUCAAAAAAACAUUGUUGUGCUCAUUUCGGGUUCAGGAACAAAUCUUCAGGCUCUUAUUGAUGCUGCGGCUGCAAACAAACUAGGUGGUGCAAAGAUCCAACAAGUCAUUUCGUCAUCUGCAUCAGCAUAUGGAUUAACUAGAGCAGCCAACGGGAAUGUUCCUUCAUAUGUUCAUACAUUACAGUGUGAUAAAUACUAUGGGAAGCUUGCAAAAGAUGAUCGGGCAGCACGUAAAGCAGCUCGGUUACAGUUUAACCGGGAUUUAGCAACACACAUUUUGGAGUUGAGUCCACGGCCAGAUUUGAUAGUAUGUGCUGGAUGGAUGUUAAUUCUGGCACCAGAAUUUUUAGGACCUGUGGAAGAAGAGGCUGGAAUUUCAAUCAUUAAUUUGCACCCAGCAUUGCCAGGAGCCUUUGCAGGAACACAUGCGAUCCAAAGGGCAUGGGAAGCUGGACAAAAGGGUGAAAUCACAAAGGGAGGUGUAAUGAUCCAUAAGGUAAUUGCAGCUGUUGAUGAGGGGGAGCCAUUGAUUGUUAAGGAAAUUGAACUUAAGAAGGAUGAGACUGUUGAAGAGUAUGAAGAUCGGGUUCAUGCAGUUGAGCAUGAGGCGAUUGUUGAGGGUACCAUUAAGGCAUUGGAGUAA
Magnusiomyces paraingens is the source of this 660-nucleotide messenger RNA. RefSeq lists its product as uncharacterized. The transcript has a single exon. Gene Ontology annotation, cellular component: cytoplasm. The record is from RefSeq and is a predicted model, not a curated record. Gene Ontology annotation, biological process: 'de novo' IMP biosynthetic process. Bases 1 to 660 code for a protein of 219 amino acids. Gene Ontology annotation, molecular function: phosphoribosylglycinamide formyltransferase activity. NCBI's taxonomy places the organism in Eukaryota, Fungi, Ascomycota, Dipodascomycetes, Dipodascales, Dipodascaceae.